AAACCAUACAGUGAGGUUCCAAAACGCUGAGAAAAAAUAAACAAUAUUAAAAAUUAAUCAAAUUCUUAUCAAAAUCACUAUAAUUAAGACCCAAUUUGUGCAUAAACUUAUAAUAUAAUAUCUAGUAAAAAUGUCUGACCGCGAAAGAGAUAGACGAGAUAGAAGAUAUCGUUCACGUUCUAGAGAACGAAGACGCUCAAGAUCCAGAGGAGAAAGAGAAUUUCGCCGAAAAAGUCGUUCACGAGACAGAGGAGGAGCAGCAACUAAAUCUUCACGACGACGAAAGCCUUCCUUAUAUUGGGAUGUUCCACCACCUGGCUUUGAACACAUUACUCCACUACAAUAUAAAGCUAUGCAAGCUGCAGGACAAAUCCCUGCAAAUAUUGUAGCUGAUACGCCUCAAGCAGCAGUUCCAGUUGUUGGGUCGACAAUUACAAGGCAAGCAAGAAGAUUAUAUGUCGGGAAUAUACCUUUUGGUGUGACUGAAGAAGAAAUGAUGGAAUUUUUCAAUCAACAAAUGCAUCUGUCAGGUUUAGCUCAAGCCGCAGGAAAUCCAGUUCUAGCGUGCCAAAUUAAUUUAGACAAGAAUUUUGCAUUCUUAGAGUUUAGGUCAAUCGAUGAGACAACACAAGCUAUGGCUUUUGAUGGAAUCAACUUCAAAGGACAGAGUUUGAAAAUCCGUAGACCACAUGAUUAUCAGCCAAUGCCAGGAAUGACAGAUUCAAUGCCAGUGAGCACACCAGUUCUUGGAGUUAUUUCAACAGUCGUUCCAGAUUCUCCACACAAAAUCUUCAUUGGCGGUCUGCCAAAUUACUUGAACGAAGAUCAGGUAUGUCUUUCAAAUCGCGCGGGUUUACGUGAAUACUUUUUUCUAAAAACAUUUUCUAUAACAACAAACUCAACGUAUGUCUCUUUCAAAAAUUUUUGCCUCAGGUCUCAAGCUCGCCACAGAAAAAUAAGUGCACCAUAUACAGACAGAAAAUUCAUAUUCUUGCGCUUUCAAAAAGAGUCGAAAAUAUUCUUCUUCUAUCUUCUUUUUUAUUUAUUUUCAUUUUUUCUUCUAUACAGCAUAGAAAAGAAAAGUUCAUGUUCUGUGCGGGGCGAUUGUGAACAUUUAUUUAUUUUUUUACAUUCAAUUUAGCUGUCCACAGACUGUCAGACAUUUAUUUAAGUAUGAUUCGCCGAAAUCAUCUCACUUCGUGGAGAUCAAAAACAUAUUUUUCUUUCCCUUUAGGAUCAUUUAGCUCUUUUUUACAGUGACAUGCUUUUCCAUUAAUUUAGAGAGGGGAAAAAAUUCUGUGGUCUAGAGGCGAGCUGCAAACUUUUCGUUUCAGCCUGUGCACAAAAAAUAUUGCUUUUUAUAAUAACACAAAAAAAAAAUCCCACAUUUUUCUAGCAAUCAGCCAUAAAGCAUUUUAAUUUAACAGUGCAGCUCGAUGGUUUUCGAUAAAAGAAGAUAAAUAUUUGUGGACAUUUUUUUAUAGCUAUGAAGAAAAAAAAAUUAACCACCUAAAGAAUGAGCGAUUUAAUGGAAGUAGAGAAAGAAGUGAAAGUUUAGACGGUUGUCAUAGUGACAAUAGUGCUUUUUCCAUGUAACUUGUCAGUAAAUUAAUCAAAACUCUUUCAAGUAUGUCAUUCAUUUACCACUAACUCGGUAAUUUAAUUAGUAUUUCAAAAGGGUUUCCGUGAAUAAGUUUAAAAUUCGUUUGCAGACAUGAAUUUGUUAAAAAUAGAAGUAAUGAACGAUAUGAGCCUGACAUGAUGCAAAAUGCCGUGUUGGUGCAAACAUAGAGUUCUAAAGAUUUGUUUUAGAGCAUUUUUUGACAGAACCAGAAUGGAAUCUAGUCAGUUUAAUUUUUUUUAAGUCAAUACCAAGGAUGCGGAACUGAUAAAUCAAUAUUGGUCGACUACUUAGUCCAGUUCGAGAUCUGAUGUUUAUAAACAAAAAACUUAUUGCGAUGUUAACUGCCGCUAUGGAUUCAGUAGCCAGUUUAAGUACAGCAUGUACGGAGACAGAUUCCGAAAAUAAUUUAAUUUAAAAGCAAGCUCAAUUUACAAUUUAAAAGUUCCUAGUAUUCAAUAACAGAAGUAGGCGUAAGCGAACAGACAAUUUGCUAAUAGCGCUUUAAGGUUUCAUGGAAAUCGUGCUGGAAACAAAGAAAUCUUUCGUUUCAGCUCAUACUUUUGUUUCAGCAAAUUUAUGUUAAUUUAUUCCCAAAUUUAUUUUAGCUUUUAGCUCAUGAUCCUCAAUGGUUAAUACUUUGCGCACAUAAACACUAAAAAUAGAGCAUUUCCCGAAAAAAAAACUAUAAUAAUAAUAAUAACAAUAUUUAGCACUGACGGUUGAUUUUGGUAAAAUGAAUCAAAUAUUUGUGUAAAUUUAUUUUCUUUUCUAAAGGGACACUGCGCACAUUAAUAUAACAAUAAUUUUUUAGGGAUACAGUAACUUUAUUGAGAUAAAAAAAAAUAGAGAGAAAAAUGUAAAUGUGAAAAAGAUUUUUUCAGAGACGUGAAUAUGGAUGGGUGGAAUAGAUAUAAAACUUGAUUGAAUUUUCCAAUUUUAUUUUUUCAAUCAACACGAAAACUUUAUCGUCAUCAAAAUUUUACCUUUUUCUUUUCCCAUUUUGUUCUGUCUUCCAUAAAUUAUGUUCACAGGUCAAAGAAUUGCUAUUGUCUUUUGGACAAUUAAAAGCAUUCAAUUUGGUGAAGGAUGCAGCAACGGGACUAAGUAAAGGGUAUGCUUUUGCUGAAUAUGUAGAAUAUGCGAUAACAGAUCAGGCAAUUGCUGGACUGAAUGGAAUGCAAUUGGGCGAUAAGAAAUUGAUUGUACAGCGUGCGAGUGUUGGAGCCAAAAAUGCAGCAACUGGUGUCGGUCAAUCAGCACCUGUACAAAUUCAAGUUCCUGGACUUUCAAUUGUUGGCGCUUCUGGACCUGCUACUGAAGUUUUAUGUCUUUUGAACAUGGUUACUACAGAUGAAUUGAAAGACGAAGAGGAAUAUGAUGAUAUUCUUGAAGAUAUUAAGGAAGAAUGCAACAAAUAUGGAGUUGUCAGAAGUAUCGAGAUUCCACGACCAAUCGAAGGAGUUGACGUGCCGGGCUGUGGUAAAGUAUUUGUUGAAUUUAAUUCCGUUAUGGAUUGUCAGCAUGCUCAACAAGCACUGACUGGAAGAAAAUUCAGUGAUCGUGUCGUUGUCACAUCAUAUUUUGAUCCUGACAAAUAUCAUCAUCGUGAAUUUUAAAUUGUAUCAUCAAAUAAGCAAACGCGUGUGUGUAUGUGUUAAGGAAGCAGAUAGAUGACUUUUUAAGAGAAGACACAAAGUUGAUGAACAAACAUUUUCACUUAUAAAAUAUAUUUUUUUUUCUCUCUUUUCCUUCGACGAAUGUUUGCUCAUUCAUUCGUGACAUUUUUUGCUGCCUCCUUUUUUUCCUUCCUCAAGCAUCCUUCAUUUCUUCCUACCGAAAAAAAAAAAAAUUCCAUUUAAUUAAAGAUAAACAUUUUCAACUGAACAAGAAACUUCUCUACUUUCUUUUUUAUCUUCUGUCAAACCAGAUAUAGAAUCAGAAAUGUCCAAUGAAUGGACACAAAACACGACACGGCAGUUUGAAUUUUAUUUUAUAUACACAUUUUUUUUUUCGUGUGCCCUUUUCCCUGUGCUUACGGCAUCAUCUUGAUAUAUUUCAUUCCCUCUUUAAUGAAAUAAUGUUCCUCAUGCCUUUUCUCAUUUCAUUUUUUUUUAUCAGUACAACAAAAUAAUAAGUAACAGAAAAGGAGGAAAUUUUUUUCUUACAUUUUCCAAUUUCUAAGGACAAUCUUAGAUGAUGAAAAAUUGUGUGCUGUAUGAGUUGGGAGUUAUGAUAAAAAUAAGUUGCUUUAUAGGAAAACGCAUUUCUAUUCGCAUGACUUUUUUUUUUAGACAAAAUGAACACUUUGACGAUAUAAGUUGAGCCUUAAAAAUGCUCCAAGGAUUCAUCUAAUAUAUAUUUAUUAAAAAAUAUAUGUCUUAAGUUCCCCACGUGCGAAAAAAGCUGUUCAUAUUUUCCAUGUAAUAUCUCUCUCCCACUCAUUUUCUUGAGCAGAGUCUAUGAAAGUGAAAUUUUCCUCCUAAGAAAUGAAAUAUGAGGGCAGUAGAAACAUGUAUAGAUAUAAAUACUAAACAUAACGAAGGAAUGAAGAAAUAAAGAUUCACGAAAAUGAAAAUUUAAGGAACCU
Chironomus riparius is the source of this 4211-nucleotide messenger RNA. NCBI's taxonomy places the organism in Eukaryota, Metazoa, Arthropoda, Insecta, Diptera, Chironomidae. The record is from the annotation of a GenBank genome assembly.